Molecule: messenger RNA, 2211 nt
Organism: Dracunculus medinensis (Guinea worm)
Lineage: Eukaryota; Metazoa; Nematoda; Chromadorea; Rhabditida; Dracunculidae
Source: the annotation of a GenBank genome assembly
AUGCCAACAGCAACUAGUCAUCAACAGCAACAACGUUUUUCAACAAAUACAAAUUUAACGCGUAUUGCAACCGAGGAAAAAAGUGGUUGGUUACAAAAAUGGACGAAUUAUUUAAAAGGUUAUCGACAGCGUUGGUUUGUACUCGAUUCAAAUGCUAUUCUUAGCUAUUAUCGUAAUCAGUCGGAAGUUGGCCAGUUAUGUCGUGGAAGUAUAAAUUUGCAAGAGGCUCAUAUACAUAUUGAUAAAUUAACUAAUAAUUUAACGAUAUCAGCUUUAUCGCAAACCUAUCACCUUAAAGCACAGAAUGAAUUUGAUCGUCAGCAGUGGUUAAAUACUUUAGAAUAUAUACGACAUCGAGCUAUUACAAAUGCUGAAUCAGAUGAAGAGGAAGUUGUAAAAAUAAAUAAUAUAUUGGAUAAAACUGGUAAAAUCGAUUCAUUUAGUCAAGUUUUAUCAGCUAAAAUUGAAGAUCUUCGCACUUGUAAUUCACUUAUUGCAAAACAUGGAAAUGAAUUAUUGAAGACGUUAAAUGAAUUGGAAAUACCCGAUACGACGCGAUUAAUAAAUGAACGAAUAAGUUUAUUUAAACUAACAACUUCAGCAAUGAUCAAGGCUUGUGGUGAAUUUUUAAAUAUAACUGCUAAGGAGUCGAGACGAGUUGAACGUUAUGCAGCAGAUCAACAUGAACGUUGUUUGAGACUUCAAGAUCAGUUAGAGGAGCUCGCACAACAACAUAGCAGUCUUGAGCGUCACGCCUAUCACGCUACUCAUCAAGGUUUGAAAAGAAUUGAAAGUGAUGAAGAAUUUUAUGAUGCAACGGAUCAAAUGAUUGAUUUACUUUCCGAUCGAAAAUCAAUUUCGUCUCAAACUGGUUCAAGUAAUGAUGACAAUGAUCGUCAACCGUUCGAUGCCGAAAUUGUUACGUCGUCGACUGCAGUAUGUGAACAGAUUCCUGUAGAUUUUGGUGCAUACGCACCACCAUGCACUGAUAGUACAAAUACGAAUACAAUGAGAAAAAGGCGUACGAAAAUUCCUGAGAGACCACAGGUGUCAUUAAAUCUGUGGUCUAUAAUGCGAAAUUGUAUUGGUAAAGAACUUUCAAAGAUACCAAUGCCCGUCAACUUUAAUGAGCCAUUAACAUUUCUUCAAAGAAUAUCUGAAGAUUUGGAAUAUUCACAUUUAUUGGAUAAAGCAGCGUUUAUCGAAAAUUCGCUUGAACAAAUGUGUUAUGUUGCUGCAUUUGCAAUCAGCUCAUAUUCAACUACGGGUAAUCGGACUACGAAACCUUUCAAUCCUCUUCUUGGAGAAACUUUUGAAUGCGAUCGUUGGGCAGAUCUUGGUUGGCGUUCCAUGGCAGAACAGGUAUGUCAUCAUCCUCCCGUAACUGCACAUCAUGCAGAUGGAAGAAAAUGGUCAUUACAUCAAGAUUUCACCAUGACUUCCCGUUUUCGUGGCAAAUAUCUUUCGAUUAUUCCGAUAGGAUAUACUUAUAUCAAGUUUAAUGGACGAUCAAAUAAUUAUUCCUACAAAAAGGUAACAACAACUGUACAUAAUAUUAUUGUUGGCAAAUUAUGGAUAGAUAAUCACGGUGAGAUGGUAAUAACUAAUCAUUUGACUGGUGAUAAAUGUUUUUUAAAAUUCCAUGCGUACAGUUAUUUUUCUCGCGAUAUACCACGAAAGGUGACAGGCAUUGUUAAAGAUCAGAAUGGCACUGUCCACUGGAUAAUUCAAGGAACAUGGGAUAAAAGUUUGGAUAUGUUAAAAGUCAUCAAGGGAAGUGGUGAUGGUGAUAAGGCUGUAUUUGAGACAUCUCCAGCCAGGCGGAUAUGGAACGUAAAUCCUCCAAUCCCGGAUGCGGAAAAAAUGUAUCAUUUUACUAAGCUAGCGAUCGAAUUAAAUGAAUUAGAAGCUGGCAUAGCUCCAACAGAUUCGCGUCUUCGUCCUGAUCAACGCUUAAUGGAGGAAGGGAAGUGGGAUGAGGCAAAUCAAGUUAAAGUCGAAAUUGAAGAAAAACAACGAGCUGCGAGAAGACAGCGUGAAGCAUUAGCUGAAAAAGCAAUGCAAUUAGGUGAACCAUUCGAGGAAUAUCGACCCUUAUGGUUUGUAAAAACUCAAGAUGAUAAAACGGGCACUGUCGUCCAUUUAUUCACUGGUGAUUAUUGGGAGAAGAAAAAAAUUAACGAUUGGUCAGCUUGUCCUAAUAUAUUUUAG